Rattus rattus (black rat) is the source of this 6445-nucleotide messenger RNA. RefSeq names its product ASXL transcriptional regulator 2 (gene Asxl2). The coding region runs from base 1317 to 4991 and encodes 1224 amino acids. The transcript is spliced from 9 exons. The record is from RefSeq and is a predicted model, not a curated record. Gene Ontology annotation, cellular component: PR-DUB complex. Gene Ontology annotation, molecular function: peroxisome proliferator activated receptor binding; DNA binding; chromatin binding. Lineage: Eukaryota; Metazoa; Chordata; Mammalia; Rodentia; Muridae. Gene Ontology annotation, biological process: animal organ morphogenesis; positive regulation of transcription by RNA polymerase II.
UUUUAAUUCUCUUGGCAGUUUUCCCCCCUUCAAAUAUGUGUGUGUUUAUAUAUGUAACUAAUUAGUACAGGCUUACACAUGCCACAGUGUAGAGGUCAGAGGACAGCCUGUAGGGUUCUGGGCAGUUACUCCCAUUUUGCCUUAUAAACACUGGAAUUACAGAUAAGUGCUUCCUGAUCUGGCUUUUUAUGUGGUUCAGAGAUCAUCGGGGUUUUAGCAAGCACUUAUACUCCAUUGAGCAGUCUCUUCAGUCCUGGUUUUCUGCAGUUUCUUUUUAUAAAACAGUAGUUUUUAAUUUGGAUUUAGUUCAGUUUAUCAAUCCUUUGUAUAGUGAACUUGAGCCUUUGGUAUUAUAUCUAAAACGUCAUGACAAAAUCUAGGGUUACCUUCUAUGUCUUCUAGAAGUUUUAUAAUCUUGAGUUUUGUGUUUAAGUCUGAUUAAUUUUAAUUUUUAAUAAAAUUUAGAAUGUGUGUGUCUGUCUGUCUGUCUCUGUGGCAUAGGGGGGCACAGACAGAGCCUGGGCGGCAUGGAGUCUUUGCCAUGGUGUUCAUGUGUAGGUCUUAGGACAACUUUGUACAGUCCUUCACCUUCAUGUGGAUUUUGAGAUUGUCAUUCUUGUGUAGCAAUCACCUUUACUUGCUGAACCAUUUUACCAUCCCAUUUUGAGUUAAUUGUUAUGCUAAGUCUGUUUCUUGCAGUGUGGAGAUCCAGUUAGCUGGGCAUGGCACACAUCUUAAGUCCCAGAACUUGGGAGGCAGAUGCAGACCCAUAGCAAUUCAAGGCUAGCCAGGGCUACAUAAUGAGAUCUUACCUCAAAAAAGAAAAAAAAAAAAUACACGUUUUAUUUCAUUUAGCUUUGUGAAAUGUACUGGACAACAUUCUAAAGUUUACCUUGGUUUAUCUUAGUGUAUGGCCCUUGUGGAAGUUGCUUACAAUAACUUAUUUGCAACUCUUCUCUAUUUCUGUCUUCUCACUUGGAGCACUUACUGUUCUCAGCUCUCUUCCUCACUAGGAAAUGAACGUUCAUUACUACUAGCAAACACCAGACGCAGUCUGCCUGUCUUUCCUCUCAUACCAUUUGAUACCUAACCCAAGACACUUAAGGAAUAAUGGCUACAUUGAAGCCCUUUCCCUGGAAGUAUCAUCUAGACUGUCACAGCCAUCUUCUCCUCAGUCAAGCUGCCCAUCCCCCACCAUUCCAGCAAGUAAAGUCAUUUCCCCAUCACAGAAGCACAGCAAAAAGGCAUUAAAGCAGGCCCUGAAGCAACAACAACAGAAGAAGCAGCAGCAGCAGCAGCAGCAAUGCAGGCCAAACAUGUCCAUCUCCAAUCAGCACCUCUCUCUCAAGACUGUCAAAACAGCCAGUGACUCUGUACCUGCCAAACCUGCCCUAUGGGAAGGAAAGCAAUCUGAUGGACAGUCAAGCAGUCCCCAGAACUCAAAUUCCAGCUUUUCUUCCUCAGUGAAAGUGGAAAGUUCUCUGCUAGGCUUGGGGAAGAAGUCUUUGCAGAGGUCUGACAGACUCCACACAAGACAAAUGAAAAGGACUAAAUGUGCUGACAUUGAUGUUGAGACUCCUGAUUCCAUUCUGGUUAAUACUAAUCUUCGAGCGCUGAUCAACAAGCACACCUUUUCAGUUCUUCCUGGUGACUGCCAGCAGCGCCUGCUUUUGUUGCUUCCAGAGGUGGACCGACAGGUUGGUCCAGACGGCUUGAUGAAGUUGAAUGGCUCAGCCCUUAACAAUGAGUUCUUCACUUCAGCAGCUCAGGGCUGGAAGGAAAGGCUCUCAGAAGGUGAAUUUACCCCUGAAAUGCAGGUGAGAAUUCGACAAGAGAUUGAGAAAGAGAAAAAAGUAGAGCUGUGGAAGGAACAAUUCUUUGAAAGUUACUAUGGUCAGAGUUCUGGCCUAAGCCUUGAAGAUUCACAGAAACUGACAGCUUCCCCAAGUGAUCCCAAAGCAAAUAAAUCCCCAGCUGAACAACCAAAAUCCAUUCUUCCUUCAGAGGCCUCUCCUGUCAGCAUCCUCCCAGUGUUUCCUCAGUCAGAAUGUAAGGAAGGAGCAGUGCGAAUACCAUCACCACUCAAAAAAGAGAGCCAAGAUGAGGCCAGGCCAAUCUCUCAAUCCCCAGAAACUGUUCUUGCAUUGGCUAGCAAUACAAAUGAGCUUAUCACCGUGAAACCCAUCAAGAGCCCUAAGGAUGAGGGUCUCUUAGAGCAGAAACCAGUUGCCUCUGCUGAACAAGAAUCUGAGAAAGAAAAUCAUGUCACCACAUCUAGUAGUAACGAAAGUGAGAACCAAGAAGCGUUAGCUAUAUCCCCAAGCAAACCUAAAAAUGCCGGCUUUGAAAAACCCACCAUAAAGCCUGCAGGAGCCAGUCCACUGGGCCCUGAUAUGCAGGUGCCUCCAGCACCUGUUAGCGACCACAUCCCAGAGAGUCUCAAGAGGAAAGCUGCUCUGACCCAAGAAGAGGCCACUAGCAGCUGGGAGAAAAGACCACGGAUCACUGAGAAUCGCCAACACCAGCAGCCAUUUCAGGCCUCCCCACAGCCCUUUCUUAAUAGAGGGGACAGGGCCCAAGUGCGAAAAGUCCCACCUCUUAAGAUCCCUGUCUCCAGAAUCUCCCCGAUGCUGUUUUCUACAUCGCAGGUCUCUCCCAGGGCUCGUUUUCCAGUCUCCAUCACUAGUCCUUACAGAACAGGAGCCAGAACUCUGGCAGACAUCAAAGCAAAAGCCCAGUUGGUCAAAGCACAAAAGGCAGCAGCCGCAGCAGCAGCUGCAGCAGCUGCAGCCGCCUCAGUUGGAGGGACCAUUCCAGGACCUGGCCCCGGGGGUGGACAAAGUCCAAGAGAGGGUGGUGAAAGGAAACCCGCCGGAGGAGGGAGUGCAGGCUCAGGCCCAGUCAGUACAAAUGGAAACGGUCCCGCACUGGAACUGGCCGGAACUGGAAGCAGGGGAGGUACGAGAGAACUUUUACCCUGUGGUCCCCAACCUGAGACCAAUACACCAGGCCAAGCACAGCCUCCUGGUGUCUCUGGAGCACAACUACAGCAAACCUCCUCAGUGCCUGCAGGACUUGCCGCCAGUGGAACAUGCACAAGUGUCCCAUUACCAGCCCACAUAGAAAUGUCAAACAGGGAAAAACCAAACCCCCACAGGGCAACAGCCACAGCAGCCUCUCCUUGCCACUCGCAAGAACCCAGGAGUUGCAGACUUGAGAGAGCUCUGUCUCCAACAGGACCUCCACUGAUCUCAGGAGCCUCACCUGUUUGUUUUGUAGCUGAUGGCACAGUUGAGCCCAAAGCAGGUUCUAAUAAGAAUGCACCAAAGCCUUCAGCCUUAACAAAGACAACUGCUUCUGCUCCACUAGAUAUGACUUCCUCUCCUGUAACGUCUUUAUUGACAACAGCCAGUUUAGAAAAACUCCCUGCACCCCAGAUCAGUGGAACUGCAACAUCUACUGGCUCAGCGCCAUCCUCAAGCACUUUGCCGGUGGCUUCUAGCCUUAACACCCCAGGAACAUCUGCAAAUAUGAAUGGACCCGUUUCACGACCAAGCUCUAGUAUCCCUGCUAACAACCCGUUAGUUACUCAGCUGCUCCAGGGCAAAGAUGUUCCCUUGGAGCAAAUUCUGCCUAAACCUCUCACCAAAAUUGAAAUGAAAACAGUUCCACUGCGUACAAAGGAGGAAAGGGGGAUAGGGGUGUUCCCUGGCACCAGUGUGGUGGAAGGUAGCAGCAGAGAGGACGUUAGUGGCAGGCAGGCCCAUCUGGCCAUCCAGCAGCUGGGGAAACCCUUGCAAAGCAAGCAGCUUUCCCAGGCUCCAAGGCCAGUUUGCCCUGCUAAGGACCGGAAGGACCCCUGCAUUGACACUCACCAGUACCAAGAAGGCCUAAGUAAGACAACGCAAGGUCAGCUCUUUCAGACUCUUAUCCAGAGGGCUCAAAGACAGAGUGUUCUUUCAUUUGUGCCACCCACUCAGUUCAACUUUGCUCACUCAGGUUUCCACUUGGAAGACAUCUCCACAAGCCAGAAGUUCAUGCUGGGUUUUGCUGGCAGAAGGACAUCCAAGCCUGCAAUGGCAGGUCACUAUUUACUUAAUAUUUCCACUUAUGGCCGGGGAACAGAUGGCGUUAAGAGGACCCAUUCUGUAAAUCCUGAGGAACGGUUUUGUCUAAGCAGCCCCACCGAGGCCUUGAGAGUGGGACAUGCAGAUUGUAAAAACACCACUGGAGAAAGCAGUAGCAGCAAAGAAGAGGAGAGUGAUGAGGAUAGUGUGGGAGAUGAACAGGAGUCGGUAUCAGUGAAGGAGGAGCCCUGGGCUCCCCACAGUGGGGACGCUCCAUCCACCAAUGAUUGUUUAGCUAGCAAGACUGGGAAGACUGAGGUACCAGUGAAUGAGCAGACUACUUUAGGCAAGGAGAAUUACAUAUUAUCUAGAGGCCAAACAUUUGAUGAAAAGACCCUAGCCAGAGAUUUUAUUCAGGCAACACAUAAACAAAUGGCUCAUGCUGUGAGAGGUAAGACAGUAUGUAGCAGCCCUGAGCUUUUUAAUUCUACUGCUCUUUCUCUCCCUGCAGACAGUCCCACACAUCAGCCUCUACUCCUUCCACCACUGCAAACCCCCAAAUUGUAUGGAAGCCCCACACAGAUAGGACCCAGCUAUAGAGGCAUGAUCAAUGUUUCCACCUCAUCAGACAUGGACCAUAACUCUGCUAUACCAGGCAGCCAGGUAUCUAGCAAUGUAGGGGAUGUCAUGUCGUUUUCAGUGACUGUCACUACCAUCCCUGCUAGCCAAGCAAUGAAUCCCAGCAGCCAUGGCCAGACAAUUCCUGUUCAAACUUUUCCUGAUGAGAAUAGUAUCGAGGAUACACCUUCAAAAUGCUACUGCCGAUUGAAAGCCAUGAUCAUGUGUAAAGGAUGUGGGGCCUUCUGCCAUGAUGAUUGCAUUGGCCCCUCCAAACUGUGUGUCUCCUGCCUUGUCGUUCGGUAAUAAGAUGACAGCGUAUGUAAGGAGGGGAGGGUAGGCUUAAAAAGACGUGUUCUUGCACCCUUUUUAAAUCACAGAAAUAAAGUUUCAGUUGUCUCAAGAGACAUUAAUCAGGAAUGCAGAAUGCAGGUCUUGACAUUUACAGGAAGAGCACCUUGUAUAGUAGGUCUGAGUCAAAUAGGACUGAAUUGGUGACAAAGUUUGCACUUACAAAAUCAUGUAAAUAUGUCACAUUUUGUUUUAACAUUUUUUUCAAAGUAUUUAGGUAAUGAUGUGUUAACUUUACAUUCAGAUUUAUUUUCCAUUUCUUUUGACUCUGUUCAUGGUAUGCAUGGUAAAAGGAAGCUGUCUGCCUCUGACCUUUCCUAGGGCUCCAAGGAAAGCUAGGAAGUGCCCAUCGUACUGAUUGUCUUCACAAACUGGUGCGGUCAGGUUCUAAACAAAUAAGAUGACUUUUGUGGGGUUUAGAUUCAGGGUUUGCUCAUCCCUUUACUUUAGAUGGAACCAUUUUCAGUGGAAUUUUCAAAAGGUAUUAACAUCCCAGACAGUGUUUUUGACCCUAACAGUCCUGGCUUAGCUUUUGGCUUCCAUGAAUCAGUACUGUAGUUAAGCAGAGCUCUGCUGUUAAGGUUCUGCUUCUAAGGGACUCACUAUGUUAGACUAGGGUGUGCACGGCAGUAGCUGCAGCAGUAAUGCAUCCCAACAUUGCAUCCUUCACAGGCUCCCAGAGACACGCCAGGCGUGCGUGUGUGUGUGUGUGUGUGUGUGUGUGCGCGCGUGCGCGUGUGUACACUAAGUGUUGGAAAAGGAAUGAAAUUGAAGAAACGGAGACUUCAAGGAAUUUGGAAGACUGGUUUUGACACUGGACAGAAAAUAGUCUUUUCAUAGUCUCUCAAACCAUUUUAGGUAGAAAAGUCUUUGGUACUUCUUUGGCAUCCAGAGCAUCAGAGAUGGAUGCGGCAACCUUAUGCCAUCCUAUCAUAAUACAUUUUUGCACCCACACACAGUACAAGAAGCAGUUUGCUGUUUUAGAAAGUGAAUCUACUAUCCUAGAAUUUGAGCUGUCUGGACAGCCAGGAUGCCUACCCAGAACGGGCAUUGUGAGUGACUAAUGGAAUGUGAGGUUUUACUGUCUUUCUUCUGAUUUUUGUUUUUAAAAUCCUCCCAGCACUCUGGAGGCAGAGGCAAACCAGUCUCUAAGUUCAGGGCAGAGAAGCCCUGUCUCAAAAAACAAAAACAGAACAAACCCUAAAUAAAUAAAAGAAGUAAGAACACAAGGGGCUGAAGAGAUGGCUCAGUGGUUAAGAGCAUUGACUGACCUACAGAGGUCCUGAGUUCAGUUCUCAGCAACCACAUGGUGACUCACAACCAUGUAUAAUGUGAUCCGAUGCCCUCUUCUGGUGUCCCUGAAGACAGUGGCAGUGUACUCACAUAUAGAAAAUAAAUAUUUUUAAAAA